Messenger RNA from Diaporthe batatas, 2477 nucleotides. RefSeq lists its product as uncharacterized. Bases 907 to 2208 code for a protein of 433 amino acids. The record is from RefSeq and is a predicted model, not a curated record. The transcript is spliced from 5 exons. Lineage: Eukaryota; Fungi; Ascomycota; Sordariomycetes; Diaporthales; Diaporthaceae.
AUUUGUUCUUUGUUGCCGCACUACAUCCCAUCUUGGUCCAGACCGUUUACGAUAUGACCGCAAAUACCACAUCCUGUAGGUCUGCUUACAGCCUAUGCUGAAUAUAGUACUGUAAAUAUCAGUAAGCUACCAGAUUGCCCGACUUCGUGUACUGGAUGUAAUUCGUGAAAAGAGCACCCAGGUAUGUGUCGACAAGGCUGACACCCACUCCUACACCUGAAAAGAAAACACAAGCUGCGUGAUCGCCACCCACAAGUGGGUAGUGACCCCGAGCGAGUUGUGCGAGGCAAGAUUUCGCAGAUGCUUUCGCGGAUCCUGUCCUGUUAUAUUGCUUCGAUGACAGUCUCGCCUCUGGCAUGUUCACUCUGGCACCACAUGUGCAGAAAAGAGCAAGCGCUCCGAUUUCUGUCCCGCUGUUCCGCCGCGUUGGGACGCUCUCCGAUGCGGAUUUGGAAGACACUGGCGAGGAACCUCCCGAAUCGGGGUGAUUCGUGAUUCAUCAACAGUUCGUGCGGGGAUCCGACAGCGCUUAUGCGCGAAGAACACUAUUGAAAUGAUCACGGGGAGUGGUGUGUACCACACCGCACAGUAAUCGAUCCUGCAGGUGGCCUUUUGUGGUGUGGCCAGGAAAUCCCACAACCCUGGCGUGAGCCACGUUGACCCCCAAUGAGCCGCUUCAGCAGUGACAGCCAGUAAGGGCCAUCUUUUGCAAUCGGUGUAAUCAACUGCUCACUUGGCAUGCUUUCUCUCGGCCUACUUGAUGGAAGUGAACACCUCUGCUCGCCCUACGGCGAGAAACUUGAUGAUCACUGCCCGGGCAUGUGCAUGAUUACAAGUCUUGCCGCGUUUCACUUAUGAACGCAACUGCCAUCAGUCUCUCCCAAAUAGCUGGCGCAAUGCAUUGCUAUGGCUUCAAUAAAUCAUGCACUUGAGGCAUUGAUUGCGGAAUACGCGAGUAUUUCCAAACUGGCGUUCAGAGUAACAGCUGGUGUCUUUUACGGGGUUGCAGUGCUCUCGGUCAUUGCAAGAGGUGUGAUUCGCAUUACCACAAGGCACCAGCUCGCACUCGAUGAUUACCUCUUGUUUGUCGCGUUCGCGUUCCUCACAGCUGUGAUAGGUUUGGUCUACUACCUACUUGACAGCAUCUACCUCGCUACUGCUGUGGAGAGGAACCCUGCCAUUUUCUUCCAAUUCAGCCAAAAGCAAACGCAGCAACUUUUGAGUCAAGCCCUCAACGAGAACAUCUUUUUGAUUAUGGCUUGGACAACUACAUUCUUUGUCAAAUUUUCUUUUCUUGCUUUCUUCAGACAACUGAUACGGAAUGUGGGGAAGAUUCAACGUUACUACUGGGGAAUCGUCAUUUUCACAUUUAUCACGUGGCUGUUUCUCCUUUCAGAGGCGUUCAUAUUGUGCUCGGAUUUUGGCAUCAAUGCUAUCAAGUGUUGGUCGCCGACCAAGAACCUUCUCUAUGUCUCCAUGACUGGUCUCGUCACAGGAUUGGAUUGUCUGACGGAUCUAUUGAUUGUUAGCAUUCCUGCCAUCGUCCUCUAUCGCGCGAGAAUGCGCACCUCUCAGAAAAUCAGCCUCAGCAUUUUCCUCUGCCUAUCCCUCGUGAUGGUCUGCCUGGCCAUCAUCCGAGCAAGCAAGAUUCAUGGAGCUGUUUCGAUAGAUGUUGUCUGGGUGUUUUUCUGGCAAUACAUGGAGACAGUCGUUGCUGUGAUAAUGGGCUCGCUCACCGUCGUGCGCAACCUACUUGUCCACCAGACCAAAAGCAACCAUGCUUCACCUGCUGUAUCUGGAGAUGCUCAGGGUCGACGGGCAUACCGUAUGCGGCUGCUACAGAGAAAGAAGAACAUGAACACCGACGAUGUUACCACCCAAGGGCAUCUGCCUCAGGUGCCAGGGCCUACCUUGACAGGUCUGCGCACGUUCAUCAGGCGCAAUCACCGUGAUCCCGUGCACGACACUCAAGUUACGCAGGCAUCGACGCUAGUUCCGGAGGAAUCGUACCAUCUGAUGUCAAGCGCUGAGCGGUCCAGGACCGACCCACGGGAGCAGGUGCAUGGGUGGGACGAACACGUGUACCAGAGUCCACCUCGAACUCAACGUCGAGGAUGGGGCUCGACGCAGGGGAGCACGAUGAAUCAACCAUCCGUAACGACGACUUGUACGACCGUCAAUUGGAAUGAUCAUGAGAACGUUGUGUAAAUAAUUGGGCCUUUGAUCGAACCUUAAGGUAAUCUGAAUACCAGAUAAUUCCGAACGAACUAUAUAUAAAAACGAUCAUGUGUGAAUAUGUCUCUUCCUGGCGCGGUCUGGCAUGGAAAUAUUGGUGUAAUUGUGGUUAAGAGAGAUGCCCAAGAAAAAUCCAUAAUAAUGUCAUCAGAUGAUGACGUAUAGAAUGUAUCUCUGCUCGCGCCAGCAAAGGAAUUAAAAUACCAAGGGGCUGAAAUUCAACAGAUCGAUAGACAGCUAAG